UUAUUUGAUCGGAUGGUUCCACCAAGUUCUUGCACCGAACAGCAAAACCCUCAAAGAAGGAUUUUCUUCAAGCUUCAAUGUUCAACACUUGAUCGUGGCUGCUUGGAGCGAAACCCAUGUUUAGAUAUCUACCUUCGUACGGAAAGAGAUUCUAGAAUAUCAUAAAUGGCUAUACCUUAUCCCUCUUAUCUUGUAUCAACUUCUGCUCGUCUUCAACCUCUGACUGACAAGAAUUAUAUCAGAAUCGAACCUCCCUUUCUUCAGGGAUUUAAGAGUACAAAUUGGCAUGUUAAAAAAUUUUGCGGAAAAUCAAGAUCCAAGCUUUCCUGUGCAAUGAAUAUGUCUGCACAACAGUCUGAUGACCAUCAGAAUGUUAAUUUGGACCAUUUAAUUGCCAAAGCACAAAAACUUUGGGACAAGUGCCCCCAGCCUGUCAAGAAUUUCCCAUGGAACAGAGCAUUGGAGAAUUUCAUACAACUUAUUCUUGAUCUUUCUCUUUCUGUUGUAAAAUACCUAUCUGUGCCUGUGUUGGCGGUUUCCUCCCUCAGUGAGUUGUCAUACUGUGCGCAUGAAAAGAAGCUAUUUUUCGUUCCUGUUCCAGUUCUCUUAGGUUUUACCAUUGCUGGGACCUUGGCAGAGACUGCCUUGGAUUCGUCUCCACGUUUGAAGGCUGCUGAAGUUCCGUGGCAUUUGAUUGCCAUUGCAAUUUUGUUCACACUGAUUAAGUUGCCAGGCCCAUAUUAUCCCUAUUGGGGACGCGUGCUUAUUCCACACUUUGCAAAUGGGGUUCUUUUGAGGGUUCUCUGGUUUGCAAUCUUGUGGUAUAGAAGACCUCAGUGAGCAUCAAAGACGUCAAAUUCUGUUGAUGGCAGUCACUAAAUCUUCUGAGUACUGAGCUAUGAUUCCAGCCAUCGAAGUAUAUCAAUCAGGUAUUUUUACUUGCCACGAGGGAAAAGUUGAAGUAGACUGCUGUAGCAACCAGGCACAACCUAUAGUAGUCUAAAUCCUAUGGAUUCUGCACAUGUAGCAAUAACUUGCUGGAUUGAUGAGGAAAUCUUGUGUAGCUCAAAUUACGGCCUAGUGGUAUCAAGCUUCUGGUUUUUUUAGCUCCUAUAUUUUUCUGGAUUAUUAACUUUCAUAUGAGUUGGCUUGAAGAGGCAUUUUGUUUGCGUUGUUUGAGGAAAUUUGAGAAAAUUCGUUAAUAUUCCAAUUAGCCUGUCACCCAUUUUCCUUGCAGAA
Prosopis cineraria is the source of this 1239-nucleotide messenger RNA. RefSeq lists its product as uncharacterized. The transcript has 3 exons. The record is from RefSeq and is a predicted model, not a curated record. Lineage: Eukaryota; Viridiplantae; Streptophyta; Magnoliopsida; Fabales; Fabaceae. The coding region runs from base 166 to 840 and encodes 224 amino acids.